CUUACUUAUGAUGACCUUUCUUGUCUUGUAAUGACCUCUAAUGACCUGUCAUUAUAUCUGACUACAUAUGUUGCAUUUUAAUAAUCCUUCUCUUGCUCUUCGAUGGCCUCUCCUUACCCAUAUUGACCUCUUAAGACCUUUUGACCUCUGUUGACCUCUUCUGACUUUGGUUACCUCUUUUAACCUCUGAUAAGGUUCAUUGACCUCUGAUGCUGACCUCUGGUGUUGACAGGAGCUGAGGUUACUCAACCUGGCAGGCAACAUGCUGCGUCACGUGACCGGCCUCCGAGGUAUGGACUGCCUGGUGGAGCUCAACCUCCGAAGGAACCUCAUCCGCACAGCCUCCGACCUCCACUACCUCCCGCGCCUCGAGAAGCUCUUCAUGGGUUAUAAUGAAAUAUACAGAUACGAGGACAUUUCGUGCCUUCAGAACUGCUUGAAGCUGCGGGAGUUAUCACUGGAGGAGAACCCUUUAAGCCGUCAACCCCACUAUUUCCACCAAGCUGUUACUAGAUAUUACAGGCUCAAGAGGUUAGACGACCAGGAACUGACGAUGGAAACCCGCAGGCAGUCGGAGAAGCACCUGCAGAAGGCCCGGGAGAAGGAGAAAGCCCAGGCCACACGCAUAAGUGAUGAAGAGAAGCGGAAUUCAGCCAUCACAAAUGCCAUGAAACACUGGUUAGUGGUGAAAAAAGAUCACAAGAAACUCAUCAGGAAAGCUAGUGAUGCCUCCACAAGUACUAGCGACCCACCUCCCUCUAAGGGCAGUGAUAACAUGGAGAUCUCCAAUAGCUGUUGUGAAGACACUGUGUCCAAUACUACAGGAGAGGUAGAAGAGGAGAAAUUAGAAGUAGCUGCUACUAGCGAUAAAGGUGAAGAAGAGAUAGGAGAAGAUAAGAAAGAUGAAGCACAAGAGGAUGAUAGAACAUCUAUAAUCUCCGUGAUCAGCGGUAUCUCAGAUAUUAGUUUAGUUCACAAGGGCACUGAACGGAGAUUGAGUACUUCAGCUGUAAAUUCCUCGCGAGAGAAUGUGACUGUAAAUGCUUUAAAUAAUUCGAUACAAGCAAUUAAACAGUUCAAACUGAACAGUCCCAGGACGGAGAAUAAAAUUAAUCUAUCGCGAAGUAAAUCUUAUACUGAUAUGAGGGUUUUGAGGAGGAAAAAUUCCUUUGAGGGUGAUGGUCCAUCGAGAUCGAAGUCAGUUCGAGCAGUUAAUAGUGAUGUUUUGGGAGGGGUAGGAAAGGCCAGUGAGAAAAUUAGUAUAGAUGCAGCUACAAAGGCUACUGUAGCUGUGAAAAAUGUUCCUGUAGUCCGCCGUGUUGUUACAAGACUCGGCAGUGCUCAAAAUCGAGGUACGGAGAAAUCACGACCUCGAAUUAUGGCGAAUGAGGUUUUAAAACACGCGAACUCAAAAAAUUCCGAUUUGCUCAAGAAAUCCGAGUCGCUGAAGGGCGCUGGUCAUCUCCCUGAUAAGAUAGUGACCGCAGCCAUUACACGAGUCAGGUCUAAUCUAAGUCUUCCCAUACAGAGCCCAGAGACCCCAGUCUCUCCCAGAAAUGCGGUCUCCGAGCCAUCGGAGAUCGACUCGAGUUCGGAUGCGGAGUCUGCAACUACUGCCACCACCACGAACACCGCUGCUACUCCCACCAGCUCCGUUGAACCCACCUCCCAGCCAAGUAAUCGCCCCCAUCACAACCUGGCCGACCUCAGGAUCCCACUCUCCAGAUCAAAAGACCUGGAAAAACCCACAUGUGAAAAAGAAAAAACCCUCCCUGCUGCGAACCCAAAUCCAACUGGAAUUCUACGAGAACAAGGACCCAACUUCUUAGCAGAACUAGAAGGUGAGCGACUCAACCUUUAUGGCCAGGGAGCACUCCGCUGUACAGACAUUCCCUGGGACAAGACAAUGGCUUCUGGGGCCACUACAGCACGUUUCCAAUACAUGAACUUCGAGGAUAUCGUUGACAUAUUCCCUAAAUUGCGCGUCAAGUUCCCACGAUUGGAGAACUUCGUGUUCGUGGAGACACACCUUACUAAAUGCAGCCAGCUUAAUGCUCUGGCUGAACUUCACCAGGUGACGUCCUUAGAAGUCGGUAGAGAAGGUAAUCCCUUGACACAGACACCAUACUGGAGGCUGUAUGCUAUCUUCAGGCUGACACACUGGGGCCUACGUGUGAUUGACAAUGUUGAGGUGAGUGAGGAGAGGCGGACAGAAGCAGCUGUAAUUUUCCCUCGCCUCUAAGCACUCAUUCACCUGUCUCCACGAGACCACUGUCAAGCCUUCCUCUCAAACACCAACCAACACUCACCCGACCACCACACCACCUGCCCAUCACCUGGCUCCUCAGGACAGCAGGAUGUUGUAGGCUCCAGGGAUAUGGAGGCUCCGCGACUCAAUGUUCCACAUCUACAGGAUCUUAUAGGCAAAGAAGCUCUACAGCACCGUCCCACCGCUCGUCUGACACAGGAUGAGAGCAUGGCACUGGUGUUCGCUGGUAGACAAGCUCGCCAGCUGGCUGUAUGGACGUUCGACUCCUUACACCGGCUUCACGUUCAUCAUUCAACUUGGCCCUCAGUUCUGCAUGACUUAGUCCGUGACGCCGUCACCGACCUGGCCAAGCCCACCUAUGGCAAGCAAUGUCUUGAAGACGUCAAACGCAGCCUAGGAUGGAAAAAAUAGUGUUAUGGAUUAAUGUAAAUGUUAAUGUAAUGGUUCCAUGAGGAGAGAUGUAUGGACAAGUUUCCUAAUACCUUACGCUCAGGUACCUAUUUACACUGCUGUGUGAACAUGGACAGUAACUGUAUGGAAUUCUGCCUAUACAUAAGUAGGAAAAUGGGUGUUAGUUAACAGUCACUGGUGGCAUUCUGAGUAUGUCUAGACGAAUGGGUAAGUUUCUCUACACCUGAGGAAAGUCGAGCAAAGUAGCUGAUGUCCCGUUAUUCCGUAUGUCUUGAAAGAGGGAGUAAGGGGGGGGGGGCUGUAAAAUGAUAACACAUACUGCCCCUUAUUAUCUUUCAGUAAAUAGAUACCUGGAUCAAGCACAUAGAUUUUCAGAAUAAUUACAUCUAAAGACUUUAUCAGUUAGUAGGCAAUAUUAGUUGGUUAUCACUGAGUUAUUUCUUUUGGUCUAAAGAUUGCUAAACUCGAUAGUAAAAACCAUUUGAUGUAACAGUCUGUUUGCUGGUUCAAACAGGUUUCUGCUACAGUAGAAUGCUCUGAUUAUCUGAUUCCUUGUAGAGAGUCUUGGUUAAAUUCGAUUUCCUGUACACUCAGAGUUCUGGUUCGUAGUUAUGGUACAGUCUGACUGCUGAUACACUCUGAUUUAUGGCACAAUCAGCAUACUACUACAAUCUGAUUAAGGUUACAGAGUACUAAUUCAAAAUGGUUGAUAAUACAACGAGAAUGAUGGUACAGUACGAUUUAUGGUACAAUGACUGCUGGUAUAAUAUCAUUUAUUGUACUGUGUGCUUGGAAAACCUUAUUUAUUGUUCAGACGGCUGGAAUCUGAUUUAUAUUACAAUCAGAAUGCUGGCGCAAUCUGAUUUAUAGUACCGUUGGAGGACUGUACAUUAUGAUUUGUAGUGCAUAGUGCGGAUACAUCCUGAUUUCUUGUUCCAUCAGAAUGCUAGUACAGAGUAACUGUCCAAUCACUGUGCAAUCAGAGCACCGAAACAUUUUGAUUUCUGGUGCAAUCAGAAAUCUUUCAGUCACUUAUGAGAAAAUCUGAGCGAUAAUGCAGUCUGAGUGUUGGUACAAUCUGAUUUAUAUUUAUUCAGAGUGCCGGUGCCAUCUGAUUUAUGACACAAUAAGUAUUCUGGUACAGUUUAAUUUCAUGGUACUGUGUGAGUGCUAGAAUAAUCUGAUUUCUUGUUAAAGAAUAAAUAGACACAAUACCGUGACUGGAACAAUACAUGACUUUAGUCUCUUCCAACCAUAUCUUGAUUCACUUAACAAUCUUCUUCAUUCCAUCCUGUUCAAAAUUGAAUGGGGAUCUAACUCUCUCCUUCCUUUUCUUGACGUACAUGUUCAUCUCCGUGCUCCCCACAUUUGUGACCCACAGUUCUUGACUCGGUAAUUUCUACUCUUUCCAGUUCCUUCUCUCGCCUUGUUUACCCUUCUGUCUUCAUAAACUCUGCUUACUCACUUGCUAAACGGACUUUCUUCUCUCCCAAACUUUCCACUCCUGCGAAAUCUCCUCUUCUUUGCCUUCCCUGUAUUUCUACUCUCCCUAAUCUUAACAACUCCCUCCGAUCCUCAGACAUCAACUUGCUUUUCUCCCAACUAACACCUUUUGGAGUAAUCUGGUUAGUACCUCUUCCUCCUGGUACUGAUGCUUCCGGAGUCCACUCUGUUUCCUUCUCCUCUUGUCACAUCCAAUACUUCGUAGAAAAUGGCCGCUCAAAGAGUACUUCAACCAUUAUACUACAACCUCCUCUCGUUCUGCUCCUUGCCUCUCCCUCUUCUUGCAUUUAUACUGACACCAUUCCCUUCCCUCUUCUUGGAGACUAGUUAAUGGUCCUGGUCAGACCGAAAAGUCGUCGUAAGUUUUAUUCUCCUACAGCACUGAUUUCUUGUUCAAAGUCCUGGUACAAUCUGAUUAAAUUAAUGAGAAUGUUGGUAGAAUCUGAUUAAUUGUACAGAGUGCUGUUGCAAUCUGAUGUAUGGCACAAUCAGUGCUGGUACAAACUGAUUUAAAGCACAUUUAGAGUG
Molecule: messenger RNA, 4711 nt
Organism: Cherax quadricarinatus
Lineage: Eukaryota; Metazoa; Arthropoda; Malacostraca; Decapoda; Parastacidae
Source: RefSeq, a predicted model, not a curated record